This is a messenger RNA of Carassius carassius (crucian carp), 1802 nucleotides long. RefSeq names its product cAMP-responsive element-binding protein-like 2. Gene Ontology annotation, molecular function: DNA-binding transcription factor activity. The coding region runs from base 167 to 541 and encodes 124 amino acids. The transcript has 3 exons. Gene Ontology annotation, biological process: regulation of DNA-templated transcription. Lineage: Eukaryota; Metazoa; Chordata; Actinopteri; Cypriniformes; Cyprinidae. Gene Ontology annotation, cellular component: nucleus. The record is from RefSeq and is a predicted model, not a curated record.
CCUGCGCCAGAACCGGAAAAGCGCUGUUAGCAUUCGGCUAAAAACACUGGCAGCGCUACUAGAAGAUUGAUCAAAAAUCAUCUCAAUCGUACUCUAAGAUCGAUUACAGGUGAAUGAUCGAGGAUCUGCGCUUGACUGCAGACUCGCGUCGAUUGGAAAACACGCGAUGGAUGACAAAAAAAUGGUUGCUGGAAAAGUGAAGAAACCCGGCAAACGCGGCCGCAAACCUGCCAAGAUCGACCUGAAGGCCAAGUUGGAGAGAAGUCGGCAGAGCGCCAGAGAGUGUCGUGCCAGAAAGAAGCUGCGCUACCAGUAUCUGGAGGAGCUGGUGUCCAGUAAAGAGAGGGCCAUCUGUGCGCUGCGAGAGGAGCUGGACAUGUACAAGCAGUGGUGUCUGGCCAUGGACCAGGGGAAGAUCCCAUCCGAAAUCAAAGCCCUCCUGACGGGAGACGACCAGAAAGCGCCGCAGAGCUCCACCAACAAGAUCCCCAAAAACAUCAAGUACAGCUCCAGCGGAAACAUCCAGAACAAGACGUCUUAGACGGAUCCGGAGCGAGUUAUUCAGUGUUUAUCUGUGGUUUUGUAGUAAUGGGAUGUUUAAAGUAUGCUUUUCUGUUUGCAUUCACAAUAAUAUGACCAUUCAGACAUUAGAGAGUUAUCCCUGUUGAUUUUUACGUCUGUUUGUGAACGUGAUUCACGUUCAGGUUUUGUGUUGAUGUGCGAUUCGUAAACAUUUCCUCCUUUUGGAACCACCAAAUCAUGUGUGAUGAAGGAUUCAGCGCUCGUGAGUCCAGUCUACCACUGGAUAAAAAAAUCAAUAAAUAAAGCUAAUUGUGCCGUUUUAUCUAUUUCUGAGUUAACGUUACAAUUCUAUUUUUUUUCUCGUAAUUCUGAGGCUCAAAAUUUGCAAGCUUUUAACUCUGCUUAACUUCGCAAUUCUGAGAAGAAACUGAAAAAUCUCAAGAUGCUGAUUAAGAAGUCAGAAUUACGGAUUAAAAAGUAGCAAUUUGUGUGUGGAAACCAAAAAUAGUAAAACUCGUAAAAGUCAGAAUUCUGCUUUUUCAGAAUUGUGAGACAAGAAGUCAGAGUUCCUUUUUUUUAAAUUCAUUAUUCCGUGGUGGAAACAAGCUUCCAUGUGACACGAUGUGAAUCUGAUGUGUGUUAUCGUCAGUUUAAUACAUUAAACCUAUAGACAGAGACAUUAUAAGACAGACUUUUGGCCAAAAUCUCUUAAUCCUCUCUUUGCACUUUACGAGAUUUGAAAGAUUUCAACGCAUAGCACUUCCCUUUUUUCUUGUACAAAUAGAGUUGUCUGUGUCUUGUUGAUCGUGUAUUUAUCUCACUAACUGAAACUUAAAGCACUUUCCUUCAAAGCUCUAAUUUUUGUACUUAAUUUGAGAGUUCCCUCUUUCUGCUUUAUUAGGCAGGUUUUACAAAAACAAACAAAAAUAACAUAUUUCAGCACAGACGACUUACGAUCUGAAUAUAUAUAAUGAAUGUGAAACUAUUUCAUCAGUGUUGAUCGGCCCAAACACAGAGCAGUGUUUCGUGAAAAGUUCAAGUUUUAAUGAACGUGAAACACUUUCAAUGGCCUUCAGCACUUUUCCUUGUGACUCCUGACUCUGAGUCUCUAUUUUGGCUGGCAUGAUCUAUCAUAUUUAGAGCUCAAAUGUAUAUUUUUAUAUGGCGUGUAUAAAAUGUAGAUCGAAGUUUGUUGCAGGAUGAUGCUUGUUAAUGCUUAACGUCUUAUUAAACAUUGUAGCAUUGCUUUGUGUUCAUGAAUAAAAAACAUUGAACCUGAA